UAAAAAGUUUAUCAAACGGGAUAUAAUAAUUUUGAAAUUGCUAUUGAGCUCAUUUUGAAUGCGUAAUAUCUCAGUUUCUGCAACAUUCAGUGCACAAUCACUGUAAUUUAAUGUUUUAGUAAACAUUAAAAACCAAUUGGAAAAUUUUAUGAUAAGGGCACAUUUUUCAGCUGUCAUUAGGAAAACUUGUAAGGUGGUGCCUCUAGUGACGGAAAGCUUAAGUAUUUGCUAGUGUUGAGCAACCAGAGAGGGUCGGUGUGUUGCGAGUUGCGAAGUGAGUUGAGUUUGUGUGCGUGUAGUGAUUGGGUGCGUUAUAGGGCGCCUAGCUACAUUUAUUUCGUUCGUGCGACCAAUGUUAACCUGACCUCCACGACUAUUCGACGGGAUUGCGACGGGUUCUGGGGCGACCGCUAUCGCAAACAUAUUGGACCAGCCACAAAUUUUAAAAUGCUAUAUCCCUAACUUCUAUGGAGCAUCAGUUUAUCGCAUGUUCCGCCUUUAUAGAAGCUUUCAUCUUAGGUGGCUUAAACAAAAGUGGGUUCGGUGAGGAUCCUUGUUGUCCACAAGUUUUAUAUGGAAAUUUGUCUUUAUUCCUUUGUUAAGAAACUGCUCGCGAACAGAUCUUGAAGUGGAAUAUGGCUACGAUAGACGGCCGUCCCGCACAAUAUGGAAUUACCUUGAAACAACUACGUGACCUUAUGGAACAUAGGGGCCCAGACGGAAUAGCAAAAAUACAAGAAUUAGGUGGGACUCAAGAAGUAUGUAAAAAAUUGUACACAUCGCCCAGUGAAGGACUUAGUGGAUCACAAGUAGACCUUGAACAUAGAAGAGAAACAUUUGGAUCAAAUUCAAUUCCUCCAAAGCCCCCAAAAACAUUUUUACAAUUAGUAUGGGAAGCUUUACAGGAUAUUACACUUAUUAUUCUAGAAGUAGCAGCCAUAGUGUCUUUAUUGCUUUCAUUUUAUCAACCCCCUCUAGAAGAUUCACCAUUUAACGAUGAUGAAACAAGUCAUGGGUGGAUAGAAGGUUUAGCAAUUUUAAUUUCAGUUAUAGUAGUAGUAUUUGUAACAGCCUUUAAUGAUUACACUAAAGAAAGACAAUUCCGAGGGUUACAAAAUCGAAUAGAAGGAGAACACAAAUUUGCAGUAAUUAGACAAGGAGAAGUUAAACAAAUCUCUGUCAGUGAUAUAGUUGUAGGUGAUAUUUGCCAAAUUAAAUAUGGAGAUCUUUUACCCGCUGAUGGAGUUCUUAUACAAUCAAAUGAUUUGAAAGUAGACGAAUCCUCCUUAACAGGAGAAUCUGAUCAUGUCAAGAAAGGGGAAUCGUUCGACCCGAUGGUAUUGUCCGGUACCCAUGUCAUGGAAGGAUCUGGUAAGAUGUUGGUUACUGCAGUUGGUGUUAAUUCGCAGGCUGGUAUCAUCUUCACGUUACUGGGAGCUGCUGUUGAUCAACAAGAAGCUGAAAUAAAGAAAAUGAAAAAGGGUGAUGAAGAAAAUGUAACUGGAAAUAGCCACAUGAACUCCCCAGCUCCAGUCGCUACAGAAAAUAAACAUGAUACUGCUCAAGACGGUAAAGAAAAUCAUGUUCAACCCGAAAAAUCAGCUGGAGAGAGAAACAAAAAGGAGAAAUCUGUGCUACAAGCUAAACUGACUAAGCUCGCCAUACAAAUUGGUUAUGCUGGUUCCACUAUAGCGGUCCUUACCGUUGUCAUACUGAUCAUCCAAUUCUGUAUCAAGACUUUCGUUAUUGAUAACCAAACUUGGAAAAACUCCUAUGCCAAUUAUCUUGUACGCCAUCUGAUUAUUGGUGUCACCGUACUUGUUGUAGCUGUUCCUGAGGGAUUACCACUUGCAGUUACCCUGUCUCUUGCUUAUAGUGUAAAGAAAAUGAUGAAGGACAACAAUUUGGUGAGACAUUUGGAUGCUUGUGAGACGAUGGGUAAUGCUACAGCCAUAUGUUCUGAUAAAACUGGUACUUUGACAACUAACAGGAUGACAGUUGUUCAAUCCUACAUAUGUGAACAGCUUUGUAAGACAAUGCCCAAAUUUUCUGAUAUACCUGCACAUGUCGGAAAUGUAAUCAUUCAGGCUAUUGCCAUCAACUGUGGCUAUACAUCAAGAAUUAUGCCUCCAGAAGAGGGCAGCGAUCUACCGAGACAAGUGGGCAACAAAACGGAAUGUGCAUUGUUAGGAUUUGUUGUAGGACUUCAGAAGAAUUACCAAACGAUCAGAGAUGACUAUCCAGAGGAAACGUUUACUCGAGUGUACACCUUUAAUUCAGACAGAAAAUCCAUGAGUACAGUGAUACCUCGUCAAGGUGGAGGUUAUCGAUUAUUUACCAAAGGUGCUUCAGAAAUUAUAUUACAAAAGUGUGCCUUUAUUUACGGCCACGACGGCCGUCUUGAGAAAUUUACCAGAGACAUGCAAGACAGGUUGUUGAAACAAGUGAUAGAGCCUAUGGCUUGUGACGGACUUAGGACUAUAUGUCUCGCUUUCAGAGAUUUUGUUCCUGGUAAAGCAGAAAUAAAUCAGGUACAUAUUGAGAACGAACCCAAUUGGGAUGAUGAAUCAAAUAUUGUCAAUAACUUGACUUGCUUGUGUGUCGUUGGUAUUGAAGAUCCUGUUAGAACUGAAGUACCAGAUGCCAUCAAGAAAUGUCAGAAAGCUGGUAUCACUGUCAGAAUGGUUACUGGUGACAAUGUUAACACCGCUAGAUCAAUAGCUACUAAAUGUGGUAUUGUUAAACCUAAUGAGGACUUUCUCAUUUUGGAAGGCAAAGAAUUUAACAGGAGAAUUAGGGACAGCGCGGGAGAAGUUCAGCAGCACCUUAUCGACAAAGUUUGGCCUAAAUUACGUGUUCUUGCUAGAUCAUCACCCACUGAUAAGUUUAUCCUGGUCAAGGGUAUUAUAGACAGUAAAUUGAAUGAUAAUAGAGAAGUAGUAGCAGUAACUGGGGAUGGUACAAAUGAUGGACCUGCUUUGAAAAAAGCAGAUGUUGGAUUUGCUAUGGGUAUCGCUGGUACGGAUGUAGCAAAAGAGGCUUCAGAUAUUAUAUUGACAGAUGACAACUUCAGUAGUAUUGUGAAGGCUGUUAUGUGGGGUAGAAAUGUUUAUGACAGUAUAGCUAAAUUUUUACAAUUCCAACUUACUGUUAACGUCGUUGCUGUUAUUGUUGCAUUUAUCGGUGCUUGUGCUGUCCAAGACAGUCCUCUAAAGGCAGUGCAAAUGUUAUGGGUAAACUUGAUUAUGGACACCUUGGCUUCCUUGGCAUUGGCUACUGAAAUGCCUACUGGAGAUUUAUUACUUAGGAAACCCUAUGGUAGAACCAAACCAUUGAUUUCAAGAACGAUGAUGAAGAAUAUCCUAGGACAAGCUGUAUAUCAAUUAGUUGUUAUUUUUUCUUUACUUUUUGUAGGUGAUAAAUUUUUGGAUAUAGAAUCAGGAAGAGGUGUGGAAAUUGGACAUCCGCCAACUCAACAUUUUACUGUCAUCUUUAAUUCUUUCGUCAUGAUGACCUUGUUCAACGAGUUCAAUGCUAGGAAAAUCCACGGACAAAGAAAUGUUUUUGAAGGAAUCUUCACUAAUCCUAUCUUCUACAGUAUCUGGAUAGGAACAUGUCUAGCACAGGUUGGAAUUAUCCAAUUGGGUGGUGUAGCAUUUUCAACUACUAGUCUAGAUAGAGAUCAAUGGCUUUGGUGUCUCUUCUUUGGUGUAGGAACUCUAAUAUGGGGUCAGCUAGUGACUACUGUACCAACCAGUAAAAUUCCAAAGAUUUUAUCUUGGGGUCGAGGACACCCUGAAGAAUAUACUGAAACAAUCCAAAUUGGCGAAGAGAAAUACGACCUUGAUUCUGACAAGAAACCUCGAGCGGGUCAAAUAUUGUGGAUAAGAGGUCUGACAAGAUUGCAAACGCAGGUGAUAGGUGGUGAAUUACAAGAACGUUUGAUUCCAGUUCCAUACAGCAAGAGCUCGACUGACCAAGCUGUGGGGCAAAAUCACAUCCGAGUAGUUAAUGCUUUCCGACAGGGCCUAGAUGCUCGAUAUGGAGAACACAGCAAUACUUCCUUAGCUGAGGUACUUCGCAAACAGACGACUCUAUCUAAGAGGUUGUCUCAAACUUCUUCCAUUGAAUACGCCGAUAACAUCCCCGACGAAUUGACGAUACCAGAAAUAGACGUGGAGCGAUUAUCGUCCCACAGCCACACGGAAACAGCCGUUUAGCUCCCCAUCCCCGUCCUAUUGCUCCUUCAUUUACUAUUAAUACUGUUAAUAUUACAGCAGUGCGUUCUAUGCGAUGGCAGCAGCGGUCCUGCUCUACUGCUGGUUUUCCUCUCGCCUUCCCCAAACCUAAUCCUCGAAAUUCCUAUUGAUUUUAUCCAUAUAUCCGCCACAGUCGCAAUUCGAUUUAUUAGAAGAUACAGAAACUUUAAUCUGUGUGGUUAUUAUAAUAAGACCGUGGUAAAGUACCUACUUAUAAACGUUACGUAGAGCAGCCUCGGGUAGAGAUUAAAUAUGUAGGUAAUGUAGUCAAUGCGAUAUUAGUACUACUUACUGUUGUUAACGCUCGGGAUCGCAGCUGUCACUAAAUCUCCGAUAUUUGUUGAUAUACUUGUUGAUCGGUGGUUUAUACUUCGUUUAUUAUAUUUAUCGUUUUUUGUUAUACGCUUGGAACUAUUGGAUAUAAAAAUAUAUAUAUAAAUAUUAUAUUGAUAACCAGGAUAAGCAGGAUACGACGCGCUGUCGAUAUGGACUACAAGAUUAGCAAUAAAUGAGUGUUCCACAGUUCACUCAUAGAUUAAAUUUAGGUGCCUAUAUUUGUGAGACCUUUCAUUCCAGAAAAGUCUCACUACUGACGAGAAUACGCGAACGUUCAAUGCAAUUGGGCAGUAGCGAGCAUUCCCUUUCGCCUUCUUUAUCUCUGGUAACCAUUGGGUAUAUUCGCUUGUUCUCGUCUCGACCUAUACAUAUAAACAUAUUAUAUGAAAUUAUUAUAUGUGACCUGCCGUCCCCCCAGCCGCUUCCUUCCAUCGGGGACGACGGCUCGCCUAAUUUUUAACACUAGAUCCAAAAUCAGAUGUUAUUUGCCAAAUAUUUGAGGAGGAACGGUAUGCGAGAAGUUUAUUUUCAUUUAUAAUUUAUUAUUAAAUUAAAUUUAUAUAUCAGGACAAAUACUGCUUCUCCUCAUCUACAUCAUGUUAUUACCUAGGUCUAAUAUAAAAUAAAACCGUAGAUAGAUGAAAGUUAGGGCAACACAAAAAAAUUGUACAUCAUGUGUUUUCAUUUAAAACAUUUCAUCCUCUUUUUUUUAACACGAAAUAUGUUUAUAGCUAGCUUAAGUGAUAACAAUUUGACCAUUUUGACGUUAUCUCUCGACGAUUGGAUUGAAAUUUGUUAUUUAUAUAUUAAAAAAUAUAUUUAUAUGCAUGUCGAGGGCCAGAGUGAGGAUGAAUCGUUUUAAACUUAUACAUAGCAUGUUGUACCAAUACAUAGAAUGAUGUAUUAUAAUAAUAUUGUAGAAAUAAUGUGGUAAUACAUUACCAAAUCACAAACAUUGUAACGAACUUGUAUUUGUAUUAUCACAUUAGGUGCUAAGUGCUAGUGCUGCACUGUGCAUUUGUUUUGUACUUACCUACGUAUUUCAUCUUAAAAGCUGUAAAAUACUAUUAAUAUUAUUAAAUAGUAUAUAAUAAGCUGUGAUAAUGGCGUGCCAGACCAACAGGUUGCGUCCAAAUCUUCAUGGUUGCGGCGAUGGUACUUAGGAACCCCAAACACAUCAUUUAUUUUCGGGGUCAUUCCAUAUUCAGUCAACUUUCAAUUCCUAAUCCAAUAUAUAAUUCAAUAAAUACUAUGGUGGUGCCACAAGUAUCCGACUCAACAAAGAUAUCAUAAUCUCCUAUACAAUUUGUUGAAUAAGCUCUACUGCCUUUUUUGUCAUAAGAACUGUAUUGCUUCUCAAAAUAGCCGACAUCACUUGGAAAGUCUUUUACCACUGAGCCAUUUUAACCGUUGCCAAUUUAUGAACUGGUGUAGUGUCUAGAUGAAACAGCACUUUCUCCUGAUACAAAUGUGGUCAUUUUGCUUGAUUUCUUUGCUAAUCUGUUACCGUUGAUAAUUUUUCCUCUUCAAUAAAAUCAUGGAAAAUAAUUCUACACACAAUUAGAUAGCAUGUAGAUGAAACGAUAUUCGCCCUAUCUGGAACUAGUUCUGACUGAUUGUUCUAUUUUUGGUUAGGUGUGAAUUAAUGGGCCCCUGUCGGUAGUUAUGGAACACCACAAAAAAUAUGCUUUAUUUAUUUAGCUAAACACUAGAUUGAAAUAACUGUUUCUCGUGUCAUUUUUUUAUAAUAUGCGAUGUCCUUGUUUGAAAUUACAUCCUAUAUCAGGCACGUUCACUCAACAAUCUUCCAAUGCCGAUUUUCUACACCAUUUCUGGUUCGGUCACAUUUGAUCGUACCAGCUCGUAUAGUUUUAUUUGUACUCAGCUACCCAAUAUUUCACUGUUGUAAACGAAGGAGCAGAGUCCCCUCUAAUAGAAAUCAGUUAAAUUGUUAUAAGCUUGGGUCAAUACCUUUCAAAUAAAAAUUUGUUCCACAUAACGAUGACCAAUAAUCAAUAACUGAAAAAAUAUAACAAACGAAGUUGUGUCUUGAAAUAUAUAGAUUGUAUAUUUUCUAAUCCAGUGUUGUACCGGUUCUCAAGGUCACUCCGGGUACUUACGGAACCACAAAUGAUAAAUCUGUAAAAUGUAAAAGUUGAAUACCAUUUUUUCAUUAAGUUAUUUGCUGACAAAGAGGGGGUCAAUAUAUGCGUCUAGAGUUUGUUUGUACAGUUUUAUUAAAAUGUUAUUUAUCACUUAUAUCGUUUGAAAUUUUGUCAGAGUAUUGGUUAAGGUAAUGGAUCUCUAUUUUGAAAUCAUUCCUAUUUGUGUCGUCUGUAAUUCUAGUAAUUUUUCCAUUUAACAUUUUUUUUUUCAUUCACUAUAAGACGCAGUAUUGACAGGAUGCUUAUUUCCUUUUCUUUCGAUAUUUAAUGUAACCUCUGUAUUUUUAUUGAUCGAUUAUUGGUGGCAUCGUUAGUAACUCCAUCUAUUUAUACAUAUGUUUAAAGGUGAAUGUUCUGGUGGUAUUGCUAGCGCGUCCAAAUCUGUCUUCUGAUUUUUACGCGAGGUAAUGUUAAGCAGUAUUUUUGUAUGUGUCUUGGAAGUGGCCUGUUUUUCUGGCCCAUUCACGCACACAUUUUUACCCACUACUCCGUAUCGGAUUUUCGAAUUGACGGAACUUGUCAUCAAAGAAAAAUACUUGGAAAUAAGUAACUGAAUUGUUCUAAAUUCAAACGAAAAUGCGUUAAAUGAUAGUGAGGUUCUGGUGUAUUCUUCUUAAAAUAAGGAUAGUCUUCAUAAAAACUAGUUGACACAAAAACAAAAGCAAGAGACUGUUUUUGCGCAACUAUAUAUCUUUUAGAUCGAUAGAAAUCGUUUCUUGCGGUCCUUAAAUUAAUAUAGCUUCGAUUGCACUUUCUUUGGUACAUGUGAUAAACAUAGUGUUGAUUUCAUCAGUGUUCAGUUCUCAUUAAUAAAUUAGAAUUUCUGUGUGUCUAAUUCUAGAAGUAAAUAAUCUAGAAGUCAACAAAAAUUUCCUUAAUUUUAGAAAAAUUUGUCUGUAAAAACGCUAGAGAUAGUUGUCUUUUAAAUCUUACAUUGUUACAAUCUACCUCAUUUCGACUUGAACUAUUUGUCGAAAAUGAAAAAUGUAUAUAGCAGUUAUAAGCAUUUUGAAAUGUUUCAAACUAUAUUGAAAAUAUCUAUAUUUCACGCAUCACAGUUUGUUGCACUCAUUUAGAACAAUUCUAGUAGUAAAAUAUAAAAUAAUCUACGUUGCGAAAAGCACACAUUCGCAUUAGAUUGAAUAUAACAUAGAUUCUUAUGAUGACAACCCGUUCCCGCAAAACAUUCGGUCUGCUAUAGUGACCACUCAAUAUCGACUGUGGUCGCCGAAGUAUAUGUGUUAACACCACUGCACCCAAGUCCAAAUAAUUUUCAAUUUACUCCGUAAAUGAUUUAUUUUUAUUUAUUAUUCACUUCCUCAACUUGAUAUCUUUCUAUAUACAUGAUAUUUAUUUCAACGAAUUCGUUCAAUAUAAUUUAUUCACUAUUACAAUAUUAGUUAUUGUUUAUAAUUUUUUCGAAAUCCAGAAAAUUCGUUUGGACAGUUUGUUGUGAAACACAUCUGCUUCAAAAAAUUCUACUAAUUGUACAAUUCAUCUAUUUAUCUGUGGUUCAUCUUACCCUACAUAUUUUCAUUUCAAGUGUAGUUAAUGAACGUUCUAUUUUAUUUUCCAACUUGGUGGACUUACCAUUUUUUCAUAAUGGGGUGUUAUUAAACAAAUAUAUAUAAAACUGUAUAUAUAUAGUAUAUACAUAUAUAUAUAUAUAUAUAUAUAUAUAUAUAUAUAUAUAUAUAUAUAAUGUAUAAAGAGAACUUUAGUGUCGAUUUGAAGUGGCAUUUGGUCGGUACUACGUCACAAUUUAAAAUUAAGUAAAAACAGAAAAACUCCUAUUUACUUAUGCCAAACUUAUGACAUGGCAUUUCAGUUUAAUGUUGUUAUUUGUAAUGGUACAAUAUUAUAUCGUUAAUUUGUUAUAGUUGUUAUUUUAUAUAAUAAAGAGAGUCGCCUUUCACGCUCUAGUGUUAUUGGCCCACCAGCGGGAGGGUGGAAUGGAAUAUGGUUGAUCCGUGACCAUUCUAAUCUAACUUUUAUUGUAUGUCUGAUGUGCUUUUAUUUAUAUAAUAAAGGUAUUUUGAGCUUUAAAUUUUAAGAGAGGUGAAUAACAUACCAUUGUUAAGGUGUUUUUGUUCCAUUCUGUCAUUUAUUUUUGUGAAAGGCUUUUUUUAUCACAUUUUUAGUUACCAAAUAUUUUUCGAUUUCAUGUAAAUGUUACCUACUUCUUUAACUUUGUAAUAUAAUUUAAGAAAAUUAUAAAUGCUACGAAUAUUUUCAUAUUAAACAUGAAUUUUAAAAUAUAAUCACGCAUA
Molecule: messenger RNA, 9030 nt
Organism: Diorhabda sublineata
Lineage: Eukaryota; Metazoa; Arthropoda; Insecta; Coleoptera; Chrysomelidae
Gene: PMCA
Product: plasma membrane calcium-transporting ATPase 2
Exons: 19
Coding region: 636-4220 (1194 amino acids)
Biological process (GO): calcium ion transmembrane transport; regulation of cytosolic calcium ion concentration
Cellular component (GO): intracellular membrane-bounded organelle; membrane
Molecular function (GO): ATP binding; ATP hydrolysis activity; P-type calcium transporter activity
Source: RefSeq, a predicted model, not a curated record